Molecule: messenger RNA, 3826 nt
Organism: Polyodon spathula (Mississippi paddlefish)
Lineage: Eukaryota; Metazoa; Chordata; Actinopteri; Acipenseriformes; Polyodontidae
Product: suppressor of cytokine signaling 7-like
Exons: 10
Coding region: 321-3008 (895 amino acids)
Biological process (GO): phosphatidylinositol phosphate biosynthetic process; intracellular signal transduction
Cellular component (GO): phosphatidylinositol 3-kinase complex
Molecular function (GO): 1-phosphatidylinositol-3-kinase regulator activity
Source: RefSeq, a predicted model, not a curated record
ACAAACACAGCAUUAAAUUUGCGGAAGCAGGGUAGCGGGUGGGGCUUGCACUGCAACUCGAGAAGAGAAAAGGGCUGCAUUGUUGUAAGUAGCAGGAAGCUUUCAAUAUGGAACUAGAGAGGUUAUUUUCAGUAUUAGAAAAAAAAAGCAUGCUUUUAUGAUUGAUAUUGAUCCCGCGGAGCUGUCAUAGAGAGCAGGACGCGCCACUCUGCUUGAAAAAAACAACGAUGCUGAAAAAGCGAUUGAAAUAGUUUAUAUUUUUUUUGUAAACAAUAAAAAAAGAAGAAGAGACACCAGCGUUAUAUAAAUAUAUUCUAAUAAUGAAUAACACGCAAGCUGACAUUAAUAUGUCUCCUGAUUUUGUGUUGAUGCGCCUGGUAUCCGACGAGGACGGUUUGGACAAGAAGAACGCGAAUCUGUCAGCAGCGGCCAGCAAUGCAUUCGGGGCGCCUGUGCUGCUGGGUCAGCACCAUAACAACGGGACCCUGCUCAAGAACGGCUUUGAGUUCGACGCGAAUCACAAAACGACCCAAGAGCAGCAGCAGCAACAGACAGGGAACUGGGCGGCUGAAUCCCCCGAAGAUGCAAUGCCCACAACACGGCCAUUGGAGCCUCUAGUGCCGCCCCCUCCCGCGGACACAGCGAUGGCUCGGCGGCUGGAUUUCCACCGCAGAAACCGGGGCUCUCGACCCCAGCUGAUGGUGUUUCGGAACCUACUCCGGCCCGGAGGCAGUGACCACCACGGGCCGGGGCAGCACGGUUUCCAAAUGGGAGGACUUGUACUAGAAAGCCACGGCCGUUGUUCCGAUGUUAGUUCUGCUGGUUUUAGUAGCAGCGCCGACCCGCUACAGCCAGGCAGGUUUCUGCAGCCGCAAAUUAAGCACCAACCCAGACUGGACUUGGUGCACCCUCGGCAGGCUGCAGACUCCCCCACCAGCACUGCUCCCCGCAGCGUCAGACCUGAACUGCGCCCCCGUCACAGACUUACAGCUGAUGACAAAGACUGGCCCCCAGCUUCCGAGAGGCUUCUCAAUAACGAACCGGACCACCGCGACCUUUCAGAUACCAGCUGGGGCUCCUCCGCCCCGGGAGGCGGCGGCGGCGGUCCGGGCACAGCGGCGGCGGAUCCGGUGUUCAAACUGGCCAGGAAAUUUGGAGAGUUCGUGGUCGACGGGGCUGCGGUUUUGUUCAGCAAGGAAGGAGAGCUGCCGCGGUGUCACUGCCAAAGCCUGCUGGGCUCGGCUGGGGUCAGGCCCGGGGAGGACCCGACAGAAACCAGCGACGUUCUUUUGGUUUUGGAAGGACUCGAAUUGGAAGAGAUGGACGGACUCGGAAUGAGCAGCACUUUUUUGGAAGAGGCUCUGAAAAACGGCACGGCCGCCUUGCUAAACGGCACAGGAGACGAUGAUGUGAUGCAAAAAAUGAACGGUUUCUCAAGCAACACUCUGCGGGAACAGGCGGAAAGGGCGGCCGGUGCUAGCUGCUGCCCCGGUUCUCCACAGCCGCAGGUAUGUUGCCCUCUGAGGGACGGUCUGGAUUUGAGGGCAGACGUGGCGCAGCUGUCACAGCCCGCCCCCGACGAACGCAGCCCCUUGUCAGAACACGCCUCUAACCAGAACGACUUUUCCACUCGUGGGCCCACCCUGGACUUGCCAGCUGCUCCUCAGGACCCGAACCACAAAGUUCGGGUUAGCAGGUGCGCUAGCUCGCCUCUGACCGUGGCGAGCGGAGGAGGUUCCGAGAAAACGGCGAGGGAACCGGGCAAAUCCAGGAAGGGGUCGCUAAAAGUCCGCCUGAGCAAAUUGUUUCGAACUAGAAGUUGCAACGGGUCCGGUGAACGGGAGGACAAACGGCAUUCCGUGGAUUCGACGGUGGCAGCCGGGAGCCUCGAUGGUAUGGAUAUUUCCGGUUCCAAAGGAGGACAAGACCCGGGAAGGAAACCGCGCUUGACCACGACCCUAAGUGCCUUCUCUCCUGCCUCCUUCAGCCCAGUCUUCACGGGUGAGACGGUCUCGCUUGUUGACGUGGAUAUCUCUCGGAGGGGGCUGAACUCCUCCCACCCCCCGACACCCCCUCCUCCGCCCAGACGCAGCCUCAGCCUGCUCGAUGAUAUAAGUGGGCUGCAGCCUGGGCCUUUCCUAGCGGGCUCUAUGGGGGCCUCCCUCCAGCCUCUCCCUCUGCCUCCUCCUCCUCCUCCUCUUCCUCCUCCUCCUCCUCCUCCUCCUUCUCCUUCCCAUGCCACCAUCCAACAUAGCCUCACCCUGAAUGACGCGUUCCUGCGGGCACUCCCUCGCCCCUCCUCCUCUUCUUCCUCCUCCUCGUCCUCCUCCUGUUCCUUGCAAGGAGACCCUCAGCUCCCCGUCACACAGCCCCCCCCUGCCCGGGUGCUGCACUGCCCGCUGAGCAGACCCGACUCCUGCAGCUUCGCAGCCAGCCUGAGGGAGCUCGAGAAGUGUGGCUGGUACUGGGGUCCCAUGAACUGGGAGGAUGCGGAGAUGAAGCUGAAGGGGAAGCCGGACGGCUCGUUCCUGGUGAGAGACAGCUCGGACCCCCGCUAUAUCCUGAGUCUCAGCUUCCGCUCGCAGGCCAUCACCCACCACACGCGCAUGGAGCACUACAGGGGGACCUUCAGCCUGUGGUGCCACCCCAAGUUCGAGGACCGCUGCCAGUCGGUGGUGGAGUUCAUCGAGAGAGCCGUCAUGCACUCCAAGAGUGGCAAGUUCCUCUACUUCCUGCGCUCCAGAGUUCCUGGUCUGCCCCCCACCCCAGUGCAGCUCCUCUACCCUGUGUCUCGGUUCAGCAACGUGAAGUCCCUGCAGCACCUGAGUCGCUUUCGAAUCCGACAGCUGGUGCGGGUCGACCACAUCCCGGAGCUGCCCCUGCCCAAGCCUCUGAUUGCGUACCUGCGGAAGUUCUAUUACUAUGACCCAGAGGAGGAGACGUACCUCUCUCUGAAGGAGUCUCAAGACAGCCUGAGGCCGGAGGAGGAGGCAGAGGCAGAGACGUAGACUCGCUGGGGCCCUGCAGCCUCAAGGUUGGACACAUGCUUGGUUUAAAACUUCCACUGAAGGACUAGCUUUGGUGGUGUCGACUGGACACAGACCACCACGAAUAGGGGUGGUAACUGGACUAUCCUGCUGUGAGACCACCAAGCAGAGAGAGGCCAUGGCAUCUGCCAAGCUGGAGCCACGAAGGGUCCUGUGGUCCCUUUUCCCAUCCCCAGCCCUUCCUACUCUCCAAACGCACGCACUGGAAUUGAGGUUUCCCUUCGUGAUCUCCCCAGUCCUACCAGUCACGGAGAGACCGCCCCCGAACUGGAGUGAACUGGUUAAACUGGGGCUGCUGUGAAAUGGAGCUGAGCCCAGCUUGAAGGCUUGAAAAGGAAAAGUAUUAUUCAACAAUAAUAAUUGUAAUAAUGAAGAAAAAAAAACAUGCAGGUUUGAUUUGGUAAUCGUCACUGGAAUCUGAAAAGGACUGGACUUCUGUUGCUUUGAUUUGCUUUGUUAUUUUAAAAGUUUUAAAACUUCAGAUUAUGUAAUAUAUAUAUAAUUAGUAUUUGAUCACCAGACCGCUUGCCUGCUGUUUUUUGGGAAUCAUCGUUAUUGUGGGAGAUGAAACUGCUCUUAAUGUAAAUCAAAAUGAAGUGUUUUAGAUUCUCUUUUCUUAUUUAUUGUUUUAUCUGCUGGUUUGUGGUGUUUGAUGUAAAUAGUUGUUUUAUGAAUUGACAAUAAAAGACAACAAAAAACGAUUAGAUUUUAAUUUGGUGGCUGCUGUGGGAUCAGUUUUAGAAACCUGCUGUUUGUUUUGAGAUUCCCUAAUAUAGGCU